Dendronephthya gigantea is the source of this 2643-nucleotide messenger RNA. RefSeq names its product ankyrin repeat domain-containing protein 13B-like. Lineage: Eukaryota; Metazoa; Cnidaria; Anthozoa; Malacalcyonacea; Nephtheidae. The record is from RefSeq and is a predicted model, not a curated record. The transcript is spliced from 15 exons. The coding region runs from base 7 to 1854 and encodes 615 amino acids. Gene Ontology annotation, molecular function: protein binding. Gene Ontology annotation, cellular component: cytoplasm.
UUCAAAAUGGCCGAAAAACAGUGGCAAGUUGUAAACAAACAUGAUAUCAUGAAGAAAUGGCCUUUACAUUGCCUUGUUUUUGAAGACAAACCCGCACAGCUGAAAGAUAUUUUGAAGGAGAACAAGGUUGAUGUUGAGAGGCUGGAUCCUUGUGGUAGGACAGCAUUGCAUGUCGCUGUGACAUUGGGUCGGACAGAAUGUGUCAAAAUAUUGCUGGAUCAUGGCGUAGAUGCCAACGCAGUAAACAAACAAGGAUGGAAUGUUUGCCAAGAAGCAGUGAGCAGCGGGGAUCCAGAAAUACUUUCCCUUGUGUUCACACAGCGAGAUUUCCAGAGAGCAACUCAACGCCUUGAUGGGAUACCUGAGCUUCUUGAGGACCUAAAUGCUGCUCCAGAUUUUUAUAUUGAGAUGAAAUGGGAAUUUACAACCUGGGUUCCUUUUAUGUCAAAAAUGUGUCCCAAUGAUACUUACAAAAUAUACAAGCAGGGAUGUAAUGUCAGAGUAGACACAACAUUGAUUGGUUUUGAUCAAAAUAUCGUCAACUGGGAACGAGGCAACAUGAGCUUCAUCUUCAAGGGUGCAGCUGAAGGUGCUGAGUUUUUCGAAAUUAACCAUGACCGAAAAUUGUUUACAAAGGAAAAGCUUCAAAUGAGAGAGGAAAACAGAGAGACAAGCGUAUUUGAGACCGCACAAGAUGCAAUCAACACCAGAAUGAGUUCCCCAAAUAUCUCGACGAUUUUAGACACAGAUUCGAUCGCUUUUACCAAACAUAAGACGAUGUGGGGCUGGGGAGGAGAUAAAACAGAGACAAUUGAGGAUCACGAGGGGAAGAUGUAUGACGCUACGGGGAUUGAUGUGGUCACGAGGAUACGAUUUGAACAUUUAACCGAGGAAGAGAAGAAAUCAGAGAAAUCCAGAGUUUCUAGUUCAGGAAGUGGUUUGCAAAGCGUCUUAUCGGGCGAACAACAAGAAACAAUCUGUGACUUAGAGGAUCCUGAUAUCGUGGAUCAAUAUUCACUUAAUCCGUACGGCCUUUCCGUUGAAGAGUAUUUCAACUUGCGGUUGAACAAAUCGAAAAAAGAUAUAGGCCGCCCAAAAGACAUGAUAAGUAAGACACAAAAGUUCAAAGCAACGUUGUGUUUAUGUCCGACCUAUCCCCUGUCAUUGCAACAGCAAGUUCUUCCUGUAAUAAAGCUACUUGCGAUCAGUAAUUCGCAUUUUGCGAAGCUUCGAGAUUUUGUUGCUCUUCAUCUACCGUCUGGAUUUCCACUAAAAAUAGAAAUUCCGGUAUUUCAUUUUCUUAAUGCCCGCAUCACGUUUGGUAAUAUAAACGCCAUCGCUGCCCCGGUUCCAGGCGUGACGUCACAUGUGACGUCAGAACCAAGCCCUGAGGAAGACCUUGCAGAUGAUGAAACUAGGGUCACGUGUGCGAUUGACGCGGAUCGCUUUUUGCCCCCCACAGAUUACGUUGACCGAAGUAGGGUGGAACAAUAUUCAGGUCAGCAUAUUCAAAAUGACGAAGAGCUGUUGAUUCAAUUGGCGAUACAACAGAGUUUAGCCGACUCGGGCGGCACCGGUGAUGCGCGCCAAAAUUCCUGGGGACAGAGAACACAUCUCUCUAACAGUGAAGAAGACUUGCAAAGGGCAAUACGUGAAAGUCUUGCAGCAUCAGAUCAAGGAACGAGUGAUUCGACACCAGCGAAAAGGAUGGACGAAAAUCCAGGCUCUUACGACGAACAACUGCAGAUUGCUUUAGCAAUGUCUGUACAAGAUGUCAUCUCGAAAUCUCAAGAACAGAGGAAUGAAGAUGAUGAAUUAAAAAGGAUUUUGAAAUUGUCUCUUACAGAGAAAUAAGCGUAUAGUAUUAUAUAUCAAUACUGGGAUAAUUUAAGACGUAAAUUAUUUAUGUCCUUUAGAGACCCUACCCAGAUCAUUGGCGCAGGUUUUCUAAAAGAUGACACUUUUCUCUAUCAGAUUUUGCCUUGAUUUGUGACAGAUAUAUUGUGCAUUCUAAUAUCUCUGGUAUCUGAAAAAGUAUUUUAUUUAAAGAGAAUAAUAUGAUUGAAUAUGCUGUAUUUUUGGAAUAUGCGCAAUAUAGAAGUAUUACGGACGUGUUUAUGUCAGGGGAUUUAAAUUUUAGAACUUUUACUGCAUGCUUUCUGAUUGGUGUAAUUCCCUCAAACUGACCAAUCAUGUUCACGAAUGACCUCUCCUGCAACUUUGCGCUACAUCUGAAAGUCGCAAAGUUGGAAAAAAAUAUGGUUGCAUGUGCUGGAGGAAAAUGUUUUACUUAAUUUUGAUAUUUCAAUACAUUUUUGGUAGAAUCGUCGUUGGAAAUCCUCGAAAUAUAAUUGUAAGUAAUUCUUUAACUUAUAUAUGCAAGAAAAUGUCAUGUGCGUGUCUGAAAUCUUGCUUUAAAAGGACAGUAAAUAUUGGUCAUACUUCGGCUUCUCGGACAGACCUCGAUAGAUGUCUCUCAGUCUCAGAGUAGUCUUCUUUUGAGGUGCAAGAACCGCCGGUUUUACGAAUACUUUAAAAAACGUUUCUUCAUUUCAAGUCCUUAACAUUGGGGUAUAAAGUUUAUAGAAAAGUUAGUCUGUUACUUCAUUUAUUCGAAGAUAUAUUUCCGUUCCAAAUUUCCAA